Strongylocentrotus purpuratus (purple sea urchin) is the source of this 1492-nucleotide messenger RNA. RefSeq lists its product as uncharacterized. The coding region runs from base 310 to 1005 and encodes 231 amino acids. The transcript has 5 exons. The record is from RefSeq and is a predicted model, not a curated record. Lineage: Eukaryota; Metazoa; Echinodermata; Echinoidea; Camarodonta; Strongylocentrotidae.
AUUAAUAAUUAUGCGCAAGUACAGUAAUGAAUCUAAAAUCCAAUAUGCAUUGCGUAUUAAGGAUUGCAACGCGUGCGUCUUUAAGCUUGCGCUCAAAAAUCAUAACAAAAUUAUAGUAAGCGCGCAGAGCGUCUUAAAAUCACUACAUCUUAAGGCAAUGGGCUGAAAGUGACACGGACCCUCUUUUCUCUCCGAAAAAGCAAAGAAAGAGCAGAAAGGAACAGGAACAACGAAACAAACACUACAAAUACUCUUUCUUUGCUUUUUUUAGAGCAAUAAUUUUGGGGUGAAUACCGGUAGAAAUUCAAGAUGCAUCGAGCGUACCAGCCGAUCACCCCAGCCAACAACAAAUUGCUGAAGAAAAGAUGGGAUGAGAAACGGUUCGAUAACCAUCUGCAGAAGGUUCAGAGUGCCAGGCCAGUGAUUGAUGAUAAGCCUCCCAAGACCUACGUCCAUCUCCAUCUGAAGCUGAAGAAGAUGCAGAUGGAGGAGGAGAGGCUAACCAUCAUCGAGAGGGAUAACCGCAUCCUCCUGGAGAAGAUGUGCCACAUCAUGCUCACAAGAGGCAACGUCGACAAUAAGAACUUCUACGAUGGCAAGAGCCUCAAUCGCAUGGCUCGCCAACGUGAGCUGCUGCGAGUGACGCACGAGAACCAAGCAAUUAUGAGAAGAAUCCUGGCCAAACAGGCUACAUACAGUCACCAUCAGUGGGAAGAUGAAUGGGCGAUGAACUUGAUGUACCUGAAGAAUAUCGCUAAGUACCCCCAGUGGUAUGAGCACGCGUACGACCAGUGGAACAAGAGAGAUAACCACGACAGCCGAAACGGAUCGCACUAUGAACCCAAGAAAAGUAGCAUGAUGGCGUCUUUGGAAAAGUUUUCGAAAAAAGCAGAGGGAAACAAAAAACCAAACAGCGAGAAGAAACGAGCACCACGACGAUCUACAAAGCAGAGUCGAGAUCGACAAGCAAAGAGAGGUAGCGCUAACGGAUGCGGAGUUAGCUGAUACUCAACAAAACACUUCACAAAUGAACAUAUUAUAUUGGCUACCUGCAAAUCACCUUUUUUUAUCAACAUCCCAAUGCUUUUCCUCACAAUAUCUCAGUCCUCAUUUUCUCCGUUGGUGUGUUUUUAUUUAGUUAGUCGUUUUCUCUUCUAUAUUGUGUGUGGCAUUGUGAUAUAUAGGAGUAUUUUGUCAAAGUAAUGUUUGUAAUCAUUGUAUGCUCCUACAUUACCUUUCUUCCUUUCGUACUUGUGAGAAGUCAGAUUUUCUUGAGUAUUUGUUGUUGUUGUUGUUGUAAACUUGGGGAGAGUGUGUUAAAAAAGUAUUGUGUACCUGUACUACCACAAAUUCCAUAGUGUACAUAAUUUAUCGUUUAGUUUUGUGUUCUGUUUGCUUCGUUUUGUAAUGUGCGACUGCCCGUUGCUUCGGUCUACAAAUUAUGAUGGCAUUGGUAAAAAAUUGAGUUACUAUAUUUAACGGGGUGUAGAUU